GGCCAACAAAUAGAAAUUAAUCAUGGCUGCUGCCACAGCUAAUCCGAAUGUCCCGGCUCCAGCUCGGCCUUGGAAUCCUGACUUCAAGCACACUGACAGAGAAAGGUACACUGAGAUGUCUUUAUUUUAUUAACAACCGCAGAUUAAUAAAAAAAGACUAAAAAUUUGAUGUUCUAAACCAAACACGUUUAGUAGCUAGCUAAACAUCUGGCUAAGUUUGGCAAACUUGGAACUUAAAAUAACCUUUACUUUAUUAGUCUUAUUUUUACUUUUAAAUUUAAAGUUUUGUUAUUUACGGCUUUAAGGCAUUUCUACUUUUAUUUUAGACCUUUCUACUGACCUGCUUUGAAAGGUCUACCAGAAUUUUAUGACAAAAUAGUCCUUUCAUCAAUGAAAAAAGCACUUUGAGUUAUCCAACAAAUGUUGACAUAAUUACUUGGGGGGAGGGGGGUGUCACUGAAAGUAUGACAGUUUUUGACAAGUGGUGAGAUGGGGUAAAAAAAUUGCUUUAAAAUUGUUGAUGUAAUUAAUGGAUGGCCCCUAAAUGAAUUGUCUAUAAGAUAAACGUAAAACAUUUGUAAAUUUAAGUUUUGGUAGGAAAUUAUGUACACUGGCCCCCACUCCAAUACCAACUUUAUGUAUGCUGGGCCCCACUCCAAUACCAACUUUAUGUAUGCUGGGCCCCACUCCAAUACCAACUUAAUGUACACUGGGCCUCACUCCCAAUAACAACUUGAUGUACACUGGGCCCCACUCCAAUACCAACUUUUUUAUGUAUACUGGGCCCCACUCCCAAUAACAACUUUAUGUACCCUGGGUCCCACUCCAACACCAACUUUAUGUACACUGGGCCACACUCCAAUACUAACUUUAUGUACACUGGGCCCCACUCCAACACCAACUAUUACUUAGAUCUAGCUAAAAUAGUAAAAGCACUGUAAACCUGGUCCUGACUCAUAACAUCACUUGAUGGUUUAAAGAUCAGUCAUCAACGACAACAUUCCUAUACACUAAAGUUUGUUCUGAGUUUCUCUCUAGAGUUUAGACUAGAUGUUUCUUAGCCUAAAAGAAAAAAAUAAAUUAUUUAUGACUAGUCAAAAUUUCUAAAAAGGUGGUGAUAGGUAGUGCAUAAUACAGCCCUAAACAUAAUUUGCGAUUGGAAGGGAUCAAUGUUUCCUAAUUCACAGUGGCCUAAAUAUAAUUCAGGAUGAAUAUAGCAAAUUUAUUGCAUCCCUCAGCUAUGAGACAAGAUGCUCUAUGAUCAGUGCUCUCUCCUUUCGUGUGCUUUCUCCUCACAUAGUCUGAAAUGAGGGUGUUACAUACUGUGUACAGCAAUCGUACACAUAAAGGUCGAUAUUUAUAAUAUAAAGUUGCAACUAUAGUGCAUGUGCAUUAAAAUAGAGAUAAAUUGUGCCCUGUGAAACCCAGUUACACCCAUGGCAUUAGAUGAGUUGUGAAACUGCUAAAGGGCAUUGUACUUGUCAUAUAAAUUUUUAUACGAGGUCUCGCACCCCCCUUAAAAUAUUUGAACAAGUUCUUACUCCCCAUAAAUAACAAAUCUCUCACUCCCCAUAAAUUAUUUGAACAAGUCUCUCACUCCCCAUAAAUUAUUUGAACAAGUCUCUCACUCCCCAUAAAUUAUUUGAACAAGUCUGUCACUCCCUAUAAAUUAUUUGAACAAGUCUCUCACUCCCCAUAAAUUAUUUGAACAAGUCUAUUUUGAACAAGUCUGUCACCCCCUAUAAAUUAUUUGAACAAGUCUCUCACUCCCCUAAAAUGCAUUUUAAAAUUAGAAAAACAAUGGACUUCCAUUUUUAGAGAUAAAAAAUAUAUACAUUCCUGCAAUCACUUAUAUCUUAACUUAAAAAAGUCAAUAGCUUUUCUGUUCUUGUAUUUGGUUGUUGAGUUGUUGUCAAUCUUCAUUUGUUCAUGCUUUGAUUACUUUGAAGUUAAGCUCACUGACAAAGAUUAUAAUGUAAUACUUUGAAGUUAAGCUCUCUGACAAAGAUUUUAAUAUGUUACUUUGAAGUUAAGCUCACUGACAAAGAUUUUAAAGUAUUACUUAGAAGUUAAGCUCACUGACAAAGAUUUUAAUGUAUUACUUAGAAGUUAAGCUCUCUGACAAAGAUUUUAAUAUGUUACUUUGAAGUUAAGCUCACUGACAAAGAUUUUAAAGUAUUACUUAGAAGUUAAGCUCACUGACAAAGAUUUUAAUGUAUUACUUAGAAGUUAAGCUCACUGACAAAGAUUUUAAAGUAUUACUUAGAAGUUAAGCUCACUGACAAAGAUUUUAAUGUAUUACUUAGAAGUUAAGCUCACUGACAAAGAUUUUAAUGUAUUACUUAGAAGUUAAGCUCACUGACAAAGAUUUUAAUGUAUUACUUUGAAGUUAAGCUCACUGACAAAGAUUUUAAUGUAUUACUUUGAAGUUAAGCUCACUGACAAAGAUUUUAAUGUAUUACUUUGAAGUUAAGCUCACUGACAAAGAUUUUAAUGUAUUACUUUGAAGUUAAGCUCACUGACAAAGAUUUUAAUGUAUUACUUAGAAGUUAAGCUCACUGACAAAGAUUUUAAUGUAUUACUUUGCAAUUUUGUGAUUUCAGAUGGAUUUGUAUUUACCCUGCCUACUUAAACAGUAAAAAAACUUUAAAAGAAGGGCGUAGAGUCCCUAAAGCCAAGGUAAAUAUACGUUUUAAAAAUCAAAUUCCGAAUCAAAAAUAGCAGUGGACUGAGAUAUGGUAAGAGAUGGUGGAGAGCAACAGGUUUUCUACAUGAAUUCAACAAGUUCCAAAGUCAUAUGACAAAGUUCAUGAAUUUUUAAAUCGUAGCUAUCAAAACACAGUGUUUAGCAUUCCCUUUGGUAACUCAAAUGUCUUGGAAACUGCCUAGUUGUUCUUCAUUAUCUUUUUGGUUAGAUGACUGUUGCCUUCUUACCUUACAUAAUGCUUACACUGAAUACUAAUACUGUCCUCCUUCUGACCACAGGCCAUUGACAACCCGGUGUGUGGAGAAAUAAGGGAUGUGUGUGCGUCAGCAGGCUUUGUUCUGGGUGUUGAGGUCAACCAUUUUUCUAAUUGAAUUUACAACAUAUAUAAUAUUAGGAUUAAAUGUUAUUAUAACUAUAAUGUGGGGCUUGCUAAACCCUUUUAACUCCAUGUCACCAUUAAAUCACUUUCAUUCUUCGACAUCGUUCUUCCAGGAUAUAGUCUUUGACUUCUGUUGUUUCAAAAAAUGUUUUUUAAUUUGGAUGCUACUAAUGUCUAUGUUAUUUUUAACGCAGAAUAAAGUUUAUCCCAGAGAGCUCGAUCCCAGAGACGUCAAGUACAGAGGACGUGUCAGAGUUAUGCUAAAAAAUGAAGAUGGGACCCCGGCAAUACCCCAGUUUCCUGACCGUGAGUUGACAAAACUUUUCUCUCUCUCUUUGAUUACACAGGUUCGCAUGUGUCUGGACAGUUGGGGGUGUGAAGUGCCCUCAGGUUAUAAAUUGGGUUGACUGAUGCAGAUGAUCAAAGAUGGAUCAAAGAUGUGUUUUAUACAGUUGCAAUGUUUUGUAGUGUUUACACAAAAUUUAAAGUUCAAGAUAAGUGAAAAUACUCUAAAAGCAAGUUAUGCUGUCACAGAGAUCAUUGCUAAGACGUUGAAAUCACAUACUCUCGCCGAAUCCACAAUCUCAAUUGUAUGCAGAGUAAGUGUGAAAAUUAUGUUUAGUGAGACUGUCGUGUCUGACAUCAGGGAUCAAUAAGAUGUCACUGUCAGACAAUACAAUAAGCAGACAUAUUUUAGACAUGUCCAGCGAAAUGGAAAGUCGCGUUUUGGCAAAGUUAAAAUCAUUGCAUUCUUUGCACAUCAGUUGUAUGACAGCUCCAAUGACAGUGGUAAUUCAAAGCUUAUGGGUUCUGUACAUGUUGUUGCUAAUGGUGAUAUUGUUGAAGAUUGUUUCUCUGCUGUCAGGAGUUACUAGAAACUAGAAACAACAAAAGAACAAGACAUGUUAGCAGGUUUCAAUUCAUACUGUGACUUGAACUGGAAAAAAAUGAGUUCGUAUUUGUACCGAUGGCACCUUUUUCCAUGAUGAGAAAUGUCAAAGGUUUUGUCUUGCUGGAGCAAUAGAUGAAUCCAGCCAUCACGGCCACUACCGGUCACUUUUCGUUUCAUCCACAGAGAGGCCACUAGUUUCUGCAAUAGUUUAAGUCUGUGCUGGACAUAGUUGUGACAAUUAAUAAUAAUAAUAAUAAUAAUAAAGCUUAUUUGAAAAUCAAGCUUCAUCCCCAAAGGCUCGAAGUGUGGUACAAAGUCAUCCAUAUUAAAAGAGAAAUGAAAAAAUCUAUAUUUUACCACAUUGAAAUCCAAAACGCAACAUUAUAAAAACUACAUACGAGAAUACCAAUUCUAAGUCUUUCAUCCCUUGCAACCAUAAACAACACAGGCCACUAUACAUCUAGGAGAAAAUAGCUAGCUGGAAAAGAUGGUAGACAACAUCACCCCAGCAGGUGUUUGCGAAAUAGAUAUGUUUUCAUAUCGGUUUUGAAAGACUCCAGUGUCUGUCUGUUUCUGAGAGCGGCAGGAAGUGUGUUCCAAAUUGUUGGGCCAGCAAAUGUGAAAGUGCGCCUUCCGCAAGUCUCAAGGCGAACACGUGGUAUCGAUAGUUUGUCACUAUCGGAUGAGCGGAGUUGUCUAGUGGGUACAUAAGGCGUCAUGAGUGCUUUGAGAUAGGACAGCGCCAGGUCAUGCAAGCAGUGAUAGCACAGAGUUGUAAUUGUUAAUUAUGUGAAAAUGGGACUUCUGAAAUGUCGCCAUUUGGCUAAACUUUGUGGAGGCAUGGAAGCGGACCAUGUCACACUCAUCGAAAACAUGUGCGAGUCGGGAUUUUCUGCCAUGACCACUAACAAACACAAGAAACGAGAAUGACUUUUGUCUGUGGAAAAUAAACUUUGGGCCGUCUCUCUUGAACAUUUGGCCAAAAAUUCAAAUGCUUUGUAGAAAUCUCCAAGCACGAGUUUCGCCCAGAAAUGUUCCCUACUGCAAACUAGUAGCAUCUGCUACUCUAGUCAGAGUUUAGUUCUGAUUUGAGCUACAAUUACAGUGUUACACACACACACUUGUGUCAAUCAGUGUUUUCUUUUUUGUGCAUACUGGUAACUCAAUAUAGGAAAAUAUUGGAAUAGAACAAAACCUUCUGUUACUGCAUGUCAUUCCGUAAAACAAUUUAAAUGCUUCAAAGGGUUCCAUUCAAAUAAAAAGGUUGAAAACCACUGUCUUACACUACACAGACCAAGUAAACUACACAGACUACACAGACCAAAUUGUAAGGUGUAGUUUUCACUUAUGCUGAUACGUAUGAAAGGGAAACAAAGCUGCCUCUACUGAAAGCAAUAAAUUAUUAUUUUGAUUUAACAUUUGUACUUUGAUUUGGAUACAGUCUGAUCAUAUCUUUGUUUGUACUCUGAUACAAUUUUGAUGUCACAUCUUUUCUUGUUUCCCCAACAGGAAUGUCAGUAUUGAUGUAUUUGACAGAGACAAUACCAAAAUUAAAAGGAAGGCUUCAGUCUCAGUCAUCGGGCCAGGCACAGCAUCAACAGCAGCAGCAACAGCAGGGGACCAAAGGCCAGAAAAAGAAAGGACGAAAAUAAAACAUUUCAUUUCUAGAAUUUUAGCCAGAAAUUGAAAUAAAACUGCAAGCAUUAGGGCUGUCUCGUAAUUAUAUCUAUGGCAUUUUAUAAUCUAGGGCCAUCAAACACUGGAUAAUGUAGACUUUGGAACUUUUUGCAAAGAACUAGACAAACAAUAAAUAUUAUUUUUGAUUUAUUCCUUAAUACCCUGUUUUGUGAUCAUAAAUGAAGGACUGCUUUUUGUGAACAGAGCGAAUAAAAGUGAAAUUAAAAAUUUAUUUCACAUUAACUCUUCUCCAGCUGAGAAACAAAAAAUCAUGAUUAAAAGUGAAAAUUUCUCAAAUUGUUUCAAUAAAAAUGUCUUUGUUUUUCAUGUUGAGUUGAUCCCUUUUGGAAACCAAAUCUUGUAUUGUUUUCUUUGUGACCCUGGAGACUUGGCUGUCCAUGAGUGUAAGAAGAGUCCAAGUUGGUGUUGCUGGUCGAAGUUUCCAAAAAUAGGUGUAUAGAAAUUCUUGUUUUUGUUUACCUGACACAAACUUGGCAGGAAAUAAUUUUUGGGUCAGGUAUUUUUAGCAUUUAACUCUUUGGGGAGAUGGCUAUUUAAUGUCUUCUUUUAAAAAGAUAUUUAUCCAAUUUAUGAUUUUUCUCCUCAUGAAUGUCUUAUCUCUUGGAGUGACAGAAUGACAGUGUGUAUGCAAGUUUCAAUCUUCCACAAUUUUUUUCCUCAUGAUUGUCAUCAACUGUUGAUGGUUGCCACACAACAGAUUAUAAUACUUUUCUUUUUGUAAGUACAUUUUCUUAAAAUUGUGAUGAAUAAAAUGACUUAUUGAUACAAGUCACCUUGUCUCAAUGUUCUGUUCUUCCUGCAAGCACAAUUAUUUAAUUUGAAUAAGUCACUACAUCUUGGUCUGAGUGUUGUCACUAUUGAAUGCUGUCAUUUUUUAAAAUAAUGUACAUUUUAGUGGAUAACUGUGAAUGUUUUUGUCUUGUCUGUGGAUACCAACCGAAUUACACAAUGGUACAUCAUUUUUAUCAUCUCACAAACUGGAUGGUGUAUCAUAAAAUUAAAGAAAAUUAUCAAUAUAAUUAAGGGGGUGAAGACGAUUUAACACUGGUCCCCAUUCCAUAAACGUGUUUCUUGUUUUGUAGGCACUAUCCUGGUUGUGGGUGGCUACUUUUUAUCCAGGGCUCAAGGUACUAAAUGAGUUGAGAACUGCUGAAAUAAUUUAGCUUUUUAUUUAGUAGUCUUAAGGAGGCAGACUUGCAAAAUUUUGAGUACCGGUACCUCUUAAGGUGAAUUACAUUAUGUUACGAUUAUUAAUGAUUUAGCGCUAAAUUAAUUAAGAUCUCAAUAAAAUAAAAAUAUUUUCUGUAGCUUGAAAAU
Lymnaea stagnalis (great pond snail) is the source of this 6993-nucleotide messenger RNA. NCBI's taxonomy places the organism in Eukaryota, Metazoa, Mollusca, Gastropoda, Lymnaeidae. The record is from the annotation of a GenBank genome assembly.